Clavispora lusitaniae ATCC 42720 is the source of this 1011-nucleotide messenger RNA. RefSeq names its product Hym1p (gene HYM1). Gene Ontology annotation, molecular function: protein serine/threonine kinase activator activity. Lineage: Eukaryota; Fungi; Ascomycota; Pichiomycetes; Serinales; Metschnikowiaceae. The record is from RefSeq and is a predicted model, not a curated record. Gene Ontology annotation, biological process: intracellular signal transduction.
AUGGCCUUUUUGUUCAAACGCAACCCCAAAACGCCCCCAGACCUUGUUCGGUCCCUUAAUGAGCAAUUGGGCAAACUCGACUUCUCGUCCGACCUGAAAAAACACCAGGACGAGUGCCUGCGGUACCUCAAGCAGGUGAAACACGUGCUACAUGGCGACGAGGAAACCGAGCCGCAGCCUGAAGCCAUCAGCGUUUUGGCCCAGGAAGUUUACGCCUCUGAUACGCUUUAUUUGCUCAUUCACCAUUUGCGCAAGUUGGACUUUGAUCUGCGCAAAGACGUAGUUGUGAUGUUUCUGGCGCUCUUGCGACGGCGCGUGGGCAACGACUCGCCCACUGUGGAGUACUUGUUGCACGCUCGACCGGAAGUUUUAGUGAUGCUCAUGAGAGGACCAGAAUACCCCGACGUGGCGCUUGUUUGUGGCCAGAUCUUGCGGGACUGCGCCAAGUUUGAGCCGCUCGACCGUUUCAUCUUGUACCACGCGCUGUUCUGGAACAUGUUCAAGUAUGCGCAGUCGCCCGUGUUCGAGAUCGCCACAGAUACGUUUGUGACGCUCCAAACGCUUUUGACGGCCCACCGAAAGCUUGCGGCAGAGUUCUUGGCCAAGAACUGCGAAGACGUGACCACCAACAUCAAUCUGCUCAUGCGGCUGGACAACUAUGUCACGAAAAGACAGAGUGUGCGCCUUCUUCUGGAGUUGGUGAUGCAGAAACUGAACCAACAGUUUCUCAUGCAUUAUUUCGACAGCGCCUCCAGCCUCAAGGUGAUCAUGUUAUUGCUCAGCGACAAGCUGAAAAACAUGCAGCUCGAAGGGUUCCAUGUGUUCAAGUUCUUUGUGGCCAAACCGAAAAAGUCUCAGAAGAUCUUGGACAUUUUGAUCAAGAACAGAGACAACUUUCUUCGCUUUUUCGAGGCGUUUGACGUGCUGGCCACGGGCACAAAUAUUGUGGAGGAACGUGAUUACAUUUUGCAUGAGAUCCAGCAGUUGCCUGCGAUCGAACGUAUAUCUUGA